GAUGUUUAUAUUUUGAUUCUUCUACCCUUUUUGGCCAAAAAUUCUGAUUCUUCCACUUGAUACAAAGAUCAAACAUUUCUCUUCUAUAUGCUAAACUUGAUCAAGUUCCCACCUGGUUGGUUAGUAGAUGGCUGGUCAACAUGCAAAUUUGUCACCUUUUCUUGUUGGCAGCUAUGGGGAACUUAUCCAGGCGGUUGUUCACGAGGUUGUGGUCAGGCUCGAGACAAGACAGAGACAUGUAACUCAAACAUUUAGUUGGAAUGGAGCAUCAAAUAGCAGCCAUAAAAGAUUUAUUAGAUAUUGAUUCUAAUGAUGUGCGGUUCAUUGGAAUUACGGGAUGGGCGGCAUUGGUAAAACAACACUCACCAAGAUUAUCUUCAACCAACUACUUCCUCACUUUGGGAGAAACUGCAGCUUUCUUGAUGAUGUGAGGGAAAUGGCAAAAACCAAGGGCUUAGUUGAGCUACAAAAAAAAUUAUUGUCCGAUGUCUCUUAUUUUGGAGUGGCUCCUUACAUUUCUAACAUUGAUCAUGGGAUCAAUAUUAUUGAAGAAACAAUUUGCAACAAGAAGAUGCUAAUUGUAUUGGAUGAUGUUGAUGAUGCCAAGCAGAUCCAAAACCUAAUUGGAAAGAAAUCUUUGCAUCCUGGUAUUAGAGUACUUGUUACUACUAGGGACAACAGCGUUUUGAAUAUUAGGGGAAUUAAAUAUGGAUUCAAGGAUUAUGAAAUGGUGGGGUUGAUUGAUAAAGACGCACUCAAACUUUUUUGUAGGCAUGCAUUCGACGACAACUCUCCUCUAGCCAAUUACUAUACUCUUUCAAAAAGCAUUGUCUCUACUACAGAUGGACUACCCUUAGCUCUUGAAGCAAUAGGUUCAAUGCUUUUUAAUUUUAAAGAGAAUGGAAUAUGGGAAGAGACACUAGAGAAGCUAAGGGAAACACCUCAUCAAGAUGUCUUGGGAAAGCUAAAGAUUAGCUAUGAUGCCUUAAAUCGGGAGCAACAACAGAUAUUUCUUGAUGUUGCAUGCAUUUUCAUUGGUAAGAAUAAGACAAAUCCAAUGUACGUGUGGAAGAUUGUAAGUUUUGCCCACAGCUUGCCAUCCAAGUCCUUAGUCGGAGGUGCAUGAUAAAGGUUUUAGACGAUAAAUUUCGGAUGCACGAUCAAUUUAGAGAUCUUGGAAAGGCAAUUGCCAAAAACGAGCGUACCAGAUUGUGGGAAGAAGACGACAUCAUUCAUGAAUUAAGAUCAACGGAGAUCAAAGAAAGCGUUCAAGCACUCAAUUUGCCAUGGAAUUGUCGUCAUUAUGGUAUGACUGUCACUUCAGAGCAAAU
Messenger RNA from Eucalyptus grandis, 1331 nucleotides. RefSeq names its product disease resistance protein RUN1-like. The coding region runs from base 338 to 1126 and encodes 262 amino acids. The record is from RefSeq and is a predicted model, not a curated record. The transcript is spliced from 2 exons. NCBI's taxonomy places the organism in Eukaryota, Viridiplantae, Streptophyta, Magnoliopsida, Myrtales, Myrtaceae. Gene Ontology annotation, biological process: defense response. Gene Ontology annotation, molecular function: ADP binding.